CGCGACCUUGACUGGCCUCCUUUUGGCACCAGCAGGCGGCGUCACGCUGCACGGCAACAAGUAUAUAUAGCGAAGCGGGCGGUAGGUUCGGCAGUCGCUUCUUCGCCGAAGAGCAAACACCACCACCGCUAAGAUGAGACCCAUUCACGUCCUCCUGGCCCUGGUCCUCCUCGUGGCCUGCGUCAGCGCCGGCGGCGGCUAUGGCGGCCGUGGCGGUGGCGGCGGCUUCCGCGGCGGCUUUGGCGGCGGCGGAUUUGGAGGUGGAAAAGGAUUCGGCGGCGGAGGCUUCCGCGGUGGAAAGGGAGGCUUCGGCGGCGGCGGCCACCGUGGCGGAUCUAGAGGCUUUGGCGGUGGUGGUGGCUUCAGAAAGGGCGGCUUCGGAGGAAAGGGCGGUUUUGGCGGUGGCUUUGGCGGUGGCUUUGGCGGCGGCUUUGGCGGCGGCUUUGGCGGCGGCUUCGGAGGAGGAAAAGGCGGUUUCAGCGGCGGCCACAGGAGCGGUGGCUAUGGAAAAUAGAGCGCCUCUCCCCGUCCCUGUUCCAUUCUCCGGCUCGUCUACCUACACCUACCCCCACCCACCCUCCACACGAUGCUCCUGAAUCUCUCUCUCCACUCCCCAACCCAGACCUUGGUGAAGAGGGAGAAGAAGAAGAUAAGAGCCCAAUAAGCUUCUCUCUCCGAAAAGCUUUUCUUUCUUCCUUCUCCUCUUCUUCCUCCUCCUCCUCCUUCUACUCCUCCUUCAUCUCCUCCUCCUCCUCUUACACCUCUGUCUCCAAAGUGUUCACGGUUCAGGAGUAAAUAAAGUAUUUUCUGACCA
Portunus trituberculatus (swimming crab) is the source of this 814-nucleotide messenger RNA. RefSeq names its product H/ACA ribonucleoprotein complex subunit 1-like. The coding region runs from base 134 to 514 and encodes 126 amino acids. The transcript has 3 exons. The record is from RefSeq and is a predicted model, not a curated record. Lineage: Eukaryota; Metazoa; Arthropoda; Malacostraca; Decapoda; Portunidae.